GAGCAGCCUCAGCAGGAAACUCACUCACACAGCAGCCUUUAUGAUCAGUGCCUGCCUUCCACAUCUUACUCACCUGGGAAGUCCCCAUCAGGGCUAUCCCCUCCCAGGUCUACACCACUCUUAUCCGGCCAAGACGCUCCUCUUCCUGAGGAUGACCACCACACGUCUUAUUCCUCGAGGCACGCAUCACCUAGGCAGUCUCGCUUUCAUCAUUACAGGGCUCCACCACAACAGAACCCAUGGCACCCAUACUGGCCUUACCCACCCCCACCUUAUCCACCACAAUGGGGACCCUGGGGACACUGGGAGCCAUGUGGACAACGCUCCCCAACUCACUCCACUCCAUCUCAGAGAAGCUUAUCUCGACCGCAGCCCCUACCUCCAGCAACUCUUUCGGAUGAAGAGGUGGACCGAAUCUCUGACAAUGAAUCAGACAGUCAUUCAAUAAAUGUCACACAUUCUGAUGCUCCCGAUACACAAUCAGAUGAAGCCGUAGUUCCAUCAGAUUCUGCACCAAUUGAUGACCUAAAACAGUUCCAGGAUCUAUUCAAGAGGGUAGCAACAAGCCAGAAUGUUUCCCUGCAAGAGGUCCAGAAGAAACAGUACCAAUUGCUAAAAAAUCUCCAUCCUACAUUACAUAGCAAGAUUGCCCUGCCUAUAGACGAGGCAAUAAUGGAGACCUCGGACAGGAAGUACUUUGUCCCAUCAAAAGACAACGACUUUCUCUUCACACACCCACAACCUAAUUCGUUAGUCGUAGACUCAGCACAACAACGUGCAAAGCUCCCACAAUACAAGUUGGGCAACGCAGACAAGGACCACAAAAAGUUGGACUCCUUUGGCAAGAAGGUAUACUCCUCUUCCACCCUACAACUCAGAAUAUCGAACUACUCCGCUCUUUUAGCAAAUCAUGACUUUGACAAUUACUCGAAACUGGGAGAACUGGUGCCACAUCUCCCUGAGUCCAAAAGAUCCAUCUUGAAAACAAUAGUUCAUGAGGGCCAUAUGAUCGCCCGCACUGCUCUCCAAACCGCAAUGGAUGUUGCUGACACCGCAACCCGAAUUACAACUACAGCGGUGGUCAUACGUAGAGCUUCUUGGCUCCAGUCGUCAGGAGUUCCACGCGAUCGCCAGCCUAAAGUGGAAGAUCUGCCAUUCGACAAGCAAAAGCUAUUUGCAGCUACUACAGACGAAAUGCUCCAUAACAGCAAAAAUUCCAAGUCCACACUUCGCACGUUGGGCAUGUACACGCCGCCCUAUAGACGUGGACGAUACACCCCAUAUAACUCAUACAACCGAUACCGAUAUGGGCAAUACAAUAGACCACAGAGGCCCUAUGAAGACACUAGACCAAGGCAACAAGGUCCCAGAAGGCGCCACAACCAGGCCCGCCCACCAACUACCCAACCAUCUAAACAACAAAUUUGAAGAUUUGGUCGAGGGCCUGCAACACCUCUCUUAUGAUCUACCACGACUUCAACAUGGUCAUCUAUUCACCCACCGUUUGCGGCCAUUCCUUCCUCAAUGGGAAUCCAUAACAUCGGACCGCUGGGUUUUAGAGAUAAUUCGAGUGGGCCACACCAUCCCAUUUACCUCUAUCCUCCCUACCCUUCCUCCUAUCCCGUCCCUCUUCAGGGACCACUCUCACGAAACCCCUCUAAAACAAGAAAUCGAUCGACUCCUUCUCAUUGGAGCAGUAGAAAGGGUAC
Messenger RNA from Pelodiscus sinensis (Chinese soft-shelled turtle), 1709 nucleotides. The record is from RefSeq and is a predicted model, not a curated record. Lineage: Eukaryota; Metazoa; Chordata; Testudines; Trionychidae.